AUGGGCAUAUCAGGUUUGGUAGGUGCCUUUUUCCCGGCUCCAAAACAGCUUGAAUUGCUGGAGAAAAUGCUGGAAACGAACCGUUUCGAUGAGCUGCACGAUGUGCUGGAGCAAAUCGAGUUUGAUGCCAGUGUGGUGGCCAGAAUCGAGGUUCUUGCAACUGCCCGGGUUUUAGGAGGCCUGGAAGCGUUUUGGGGCUCGGAGGACGCCGACCCUGUGACGGUCGGAGUGUUUGCACCACUGUUGGCAAAACUCGACAAAACGUUCUCUGCAAUCCAGGAAUGGGCCGCUCAAAAGCUGGUUGGUGCGCCACCCGGGUCUCUGGCUCUCUUAGGACUGUUAGAAACCACUUUUACCAUUCGCAACGGCCAAGAAUCGCCCCAGAACCAGCAGCUCUAUCAGACAUUGGUUUCGCUUCUGGCCAGUGAUGAUCCGCGCGUUUCAAACGCAAGUUGCCAAAUUAUCAAAUGGCAAACCGCAGAAAUUGCCGCUUUGCCACUGCAGAGUUCAGAAUUUGAUGGGUUUGUCUGGGCCGAGAUCGCUGCUUUACUGACCCGCGAUUCCACGCAGGUCAAAUCCAAAAACGGGCUUCUCCACAUUUUAAGAUCCCUACUAUUGAAAACAACGCCUAGCGCUUGCUUUUUGGCAUUUGUGAAAACUACUGCUUUCUGGUCUGCGCUGAAAAGUGGCCUUGCCCACGAGUCACACGAGAUCAGAAAGUACUCGCUGUCUAUCUUGAGACUCAUCUUACAGACCUUUCCCAAAGAAGAAUUGAUAUCUAAUGAUCUCAUGACUUGGGACCCAAGCUCAUCUUUGCAUUCCGAGACUUCUGCGGCAUGGAGUAAAUUCAUUACUCUUUACGAGAUAGUAGCGCUAGACACCGCUCUUAAUCAGCUAGAGGCGGCCAGUGGAGACAUUUUGGAUCUGCUGGAUAGCACGGCAAUCAAUGCUGAAUGGGGUCUCGUGCUUUUUUCGACAGGCUUGAAGGCGGCAAUGGAGAGUGUGAGGCGGCACACUGUGAAGCUUAUGUUCCAAGUCAAAAACAAGGCCAUUUUUCACACAAACGCUCAAGAGGUGAGCUCUUACUAUUUGCCAGCAUCCAUGUUUGCGCCCUAUUUUAUUGUUGAAGACGGAAAGUGCUCUUACGGAGAUGCCCUGUGUGCUUUCGUAACGCAGUUAAUCGUCCACACUCAUCAAAGCCAUUUUUCGCAUCAAGUCCCCGAAAUGGUGUCAUCCAUUUUGAAGUGCUUAUAUGAUCAGAGGAUGGCAUUCGAUCCUCCAAGAAUUUAUAUCUGUCUUGGUCUUUAUCGUGCUUUGAGCUCGCUCAAACUACAAGUUCUAGACGAGGACAAUAUAUCAGUUAUUUCUAAGCUGUUCGAAGUGUCUUCCGAGGAAGGUGUUUUUGAGUGCAUUUUGCAGACCUUGUACUUGAAGAUGCUAAUGCACGUCAAGGUCGACACAUCGCCCGCGGUGUGGAUAUCCGCUUUAGCAAAACAUGUUAGAGCGAACAAAGGAAGUUACCAGUAUCUCUCACCUGUCUUGGACGACUUCAUUGAUACCUCUCUCAAAUGUUUUGGGAAAAAUCAGAUCGAGUUUGCCACGUCACAAAUGCAACCCGAUGACUGUAUCCUGCAAGUUUUAAGUUACACCAUUUUUGGCGUAAAGCCCGUCGUGGUCGACCUCUCUUUUUUGAAAGAACUUGGCAAGUCUGAUAUGAAUUUGGAAAGUUUCAAAAGCGACUACGCCAACGCAUUGUCUGACCUCAUUAGUUGUAAAGCUGAGAGAGCCGAGUACGAAAAUGCGGAUGUUCUGACAACAUUGCCUAUUUUUGGCUCUCAAACUUGGAACGCAGUCAAGCUUGACACACUUUACAAUGCUUUACGCACAAACUUCAGUGCCGAUCAAUUUACCUUUUUCACAUCCUGUUACCUGCAAACCACAAAGCAUAGUAUGAUGUUAACUCCCUUCGAACUUGCAGACAUUUUCGACCUCUACGAACUUCUGAAAAACCAUUGCAAAGAAACAAUGGUAGGAACAUUCAAAUACAAAGACUCUGUUUAUGGAGGCUUUUUCAAGUUACUUCUAGCGUUCUUGCGUUCAAAUGCCCUUCAGACUAGCUCUGAUUCGUCUGAGGAUGAACUCGCCAAAGUAAUCGCGCUAAUGGGUCAAAAUGUUCAUGCAGACAAUGGAAAUUACGAGGGAAACCUCCGGAUUAUGGAGCUUUGCGAGUUUUUACUCAAUAACUACGUUUUAUCACGUUUACAAGGUUUUGACGGAAGACAAAUGAACGACUUCAGCGUUGUUCAGCAAAUUGUUGACAUUCUGUGCACUAUUUGGGAUUUUGUAGCCAGAGAUAGGCUGGUUCUUAACCAGAGAAAGCUGCAUCUAAAGUUCAUUGAAACUUUGUUUCAUCCCACUGUACUUUUCUUCGCCGUCGGAAAACAGAAUCCUGACUCUGAUCUUGGAUCCACCCUCUCUAGAUAUGGCAGCGAGAUUGUCACUCAGUCAAUUUCAAGACGUACAUUUCUCCCGACUCUAGGUGGUAGGAUCAACAAAUUUAUGGAAACUUUUGGGAAAGACUUGAAAAGUCAAGCGCAUGACUACUCUUGGCUUAUAGACCUCAUUUUCCGGGCCUUUGUUCAAAGCCAAGACAGUGUCAAUUCCUUCAAGCUCAAGCCAAUUGUGGCAAGGCUCUUUGACGAGCAAGUGGAUAGUUUGCGCGGUAGAUUUGGAUCGCUUUAUGACCGCGUAUAUCAAAUUCCAGAAAUUUCAUGCCGCGUUUUCCUAAUAAGUGCCGUACUUCACGCAAGUGAUGAGUUUCGCCAGGAUGUCUUUGUGGAUAGGGUAGCAAGCGAUGUGAAUCUGCUUAAGGCAAAUAAAAGCACAAAUGGUACAGAGGAACAAGAGAGAUUACUGAAAUGGCAAAUGUUGAUGCUGACCAUGAAAUCAAUCGAGCUACCCGUUCUUAAAAAACACGUUCAGGACGAAAUCAUGUGCAGUGUUGCCGCGGAGACUUCGCCUCUUAUUCGAGUUUAUUCUGAAUGGAUCGUUGCAAUUGAUCUGUGUCACACAUGCUUGGAUGAAACUCCAAGUCAAACCGAAAUUGCGCUUUUUGAAAUGUUAGAGGAUCAGUCAAAACCUUCGUUAGCCGUAACAGCUACUCGGGUAAUUUUUGUGUCUUUGAAAAGCGUACUUGGUGUAAAAGAUUGCAAGAGGCUGCUGCAUAAGUUUAUCCCGAAAGUGAUCUCUAAUUGUGCUUCCAACAAGCCCUUGGUAAGACAUUUUUCAAACUCUUUAAUGCUGACUCUAUGGCCAUUAUUCAAUGACUUUUUGACUGACAAAACUCUCGCAAGUGUUCUCGAGAACCUUUACUUGAAUGCACAAAAAUUGCAGGUUCAUGGCCAGUUCAGAUUGGGCGAUGCAGUUAUAUGGGAUCUAAACAAGGAUUUGAAUUUGACUAGCAUAUUUGGAGGGGUUUUGAUGAAAAUCACUGACCACAAUGUACCCUAUAUCGACGAAGCUACGUUCAAAAAGCAUUUGACGUCGAUGGAUCAACUUCCAGUAGGCAGAGAUGAGUCUGAUUUGUGGUUAGGUAAAAGAUCAGGGUUGAAAGAGUCUUCUGAGACACACCAACAGAAGGGUUCCCCACUCCAAACAAAAAGUGGAGCCUGGGAAGCCGUAAUGAACUUUGCUGAGAAGAAAUCAGGAGGAGCCGUGAAGCGUACGCCAUUGAUUGUUGUUGCUUCCUUGGUAGACAAAGCACCUAAUCUUGGCGGUAUCUGUAGACUCUGUGAUGUUUUGGGUGCGGGUCUUCUUACGAUUCACGAUAUAAGAAUGAAAGAUCAGCCUCAGUUUAAAAGUGUUGCCGUAACCGCUGAUCGUUGGAUGCCAAUGGAAGCAGUGGCUGUCGAUGAAAUUGUCCAGUUCAUGAGAGCCAAGAAGAAGGAGGGGUACACUUUGAUAGGUUUGGAGCAAACGGACAAGUCCUUACAAUUGGACAAUAAAUAUUCGUUCCCCGAGAAGAGUUUAAUUUUACUAGGAACAGAGGCGGAAGGUAUUCCGGGCCAUUUACUUGGAGAAUUGGAUCUGUGCUUAGAGAUUAAGCAAUCAGGUGUAAUUCGCUCAAUGAACAUCCAGACAGCUACAGCUGUGAUAGUACAUUCAUACUCGGCCCAGCAUACGUGA
Molecule: messenger RNA, 4185 nt
Organism: Lachancea meyersii CBS 8951
Lineage: Eukaryota; Fungi; Ascomycota; Saccharomycetes; Saccharomycetales; Saccharomycetaceae
Source: the annotation of a GenBank genome assembly